Messenger RNA from Saccostrea cuccullata (small rock oyster), 614 nucleotides. RefSeq names its product transcription factor EC-like. The transcript has 5 exons. The coding region runs from base 72 to 485 and encodes 137 amino acids. NCBI's taxonomy places the organism in Eukaryota, Metazoa, Mollusca, Bivalvia, Ostreida, Ostreidae. Gene Ontology annotation, biological process: regulation of transcription by RNA polymerase II. The record is from RefSeq and is a predicted model, not a curated record. Gene Ontology annotation, molecular function: DNA-binding transcription factor activity, RNA polymerase II-specific; protein dimerization activity; RNA polymerase II cis-regulatory region sequence-specific DNA binding. Gene Ontology annotation, cellular component: nucleus.
ACAUUUUUAUUGACAAUGCAGUAAAUUCCUUUCAGAACAAUUCAAACGAGGAACAAGACUUAGAAGAGACUAUGUCAUGUUCAAAUGUUGAUAAUUUCUCUCCAAGUGAAGCUUACUUACUUCCAAAAGAAAGUAUUCCUCCAAUGAAAAUGAUGUGGACAGAAGAAGAAAAAAUAAAGAAGGAAAUAAAGAAAAGGGACAAACACAAUACCAUCGAACAACGGCGAAGAGAGAAUAUAAACAAUAGAAUCAAAGAACUAGGCACCCUUUUACCACCAACAAUACAUCCAAAACUGAAAACUUGUAAAGGCAGUAUUUUGAAAGCUUCAGUUGAUUAUAUAAAGGAGUUGCAGAAAAGCAGAGAAACUCUCAUCGAAGUCGAAAGUAACAUCAAAGCAAUGAAGGCUAGAAACCAAAAAAUGUUAAUGAAAAUAUUUCAACUCGAACUGAAGAUUAAAUUAUAUAAACUCACGUGCGAUGGGUGAGAAACGACAAUGGAAAGACUUUGUAGGAUUAUAUGGUGGCUGAUAUCUGUUUAUGUUUUUCUGACACUUUUUUUAAAUAAAGGAGGAAUGAUCUGUUCCAUUGAAGUAACAAAGCAGAAAUGUCAUUUG